Molecule: messenger RNA, 1041 nt
Organism: Aspergillus heteromorphus CBS 117.55
Lineage: Eukaryota; Fungi; Ascomycota; Eurotiomycetes; Eurotiales; Aspergillaceae
Gene: aspD
Product: septin aspD
Exons: 6
Coding region: 1-1041 (346 amino acids)
Biological process (GO): cytoskeleton-dependent cytokinesis
Cellular component (GO): cell division site; septin ring; microtubule cytoskeleton
Molecular function (GO): GTPase activity; GTP binding; molecular adaptor activity
Source: RefSeq, a predicted model, not a curated record
AUGGCGGCCGCGGCUAAUUCGACUUCGACCUCUCCUGCGGCGGUCUUCCCUCGCAGCCAUGUCGGUUUCGACAGUAUUACCUCGCAGAUUGAGCGCAAGCUGUUGAAGCGUGGUUUCCAGUUCAAUGUGAUGUGCGUUGGCCAGACGGGUCUAGGGAAAUCUACUCUGAUCAACACCAUCUUUGCUUCUCACCUGAUCGACUCCAAGGGUCGUCUCACCCCCAAUGAGCUUGUCCGCUCCACCACGGAGAUCCAGACCGUUUCACACAUCAUUGAGGAAAAUGGUGUGCGCCUCCGGCUGAACAUCGUUGACACUCCCGGAUACGGCGACCAGGUCAAUAACGACAGAUGCUGGGAUCCAAUCGUGAAAUACAUCAAGGAUCAGCACUCCGCGUACCUUCGCAAGGAGCUCACCGCUCAGCGUGAUCGCUACAUUCAGGAUACCCGUAUCCACUGCUGUCUCUUUUUCAUUCAGCCAUCCGGCCACGCUCUCAAGCCCAUUGAUAUCGUCGUACUGAAGAAGUUAUCGGAUGUUGUCAACGUCGUGCCCGUUAUCGCCAAGGCGGAUUCGCUCACCCUCGAAGAGCGUCAAGCGUUCAAAGAGAGAAUCAAGGAGGAAUUUGCCUUCCACAAUCUGAAGAUGUACCCUUAUGAUAAUGAUGAACUCGAUGAUGAAGAGCGUGCCGUUAACGUCCAGAUCAAGGACAUCAUUCCAUUCGCUGUCGUUGGCAGUGAAAGGACUAUUGUUGUCAAUGGUCAACAGGUUCGAGGCCGCCAGAACCGCUGGGGUGUUAUCAAUGUUGAGGACGAGAACCAUUGUGAAUUUGUUUACUUGAGGAACUUCCUUACUCGUACUCACCUCCAAGAUCUCAUCGAAACCACCAGCCAGAUUCACUACGAGACCUUCCGUGCCAAACAGCUCUUGGCGCUAAAAGAGAGCAGUGCCGCGGGGGGCCAUCCUGGCAGCAGCCGUCCCAUCAGUCCCUCUGCGGACAGAGAGCUCAGCCGCAACUCGCAACGCAUGACUAUGAAUGGCUAUUGA